Ficedula albicollis (Collared flycatcher) is the source of this 2595-nucleotide messenger RNA. Its product is annotated as toll-like receptor 2. Gene Ontology annotation, biological process: toll-like receptor 4 signaling pathway; positive regulation of non-canonical NF-kappaB signal transduction; inflammatory response. The transcript is spliced from 2 exons. Lineage: Eukaryota; Metazoa; Chordata; Aves; Passeriformes; Muscicapidae. Gene Ontology annotation, cellular component: membrane raft; lipopolysaccharide receptor complex; external side of plasma membrane. The record is from RefSeq and is a predicted model, not a curated record. Bases 340 to 1692 code for a protein of 450 amino acids. Gene Ontology annotation, molecular function: protein binding; lipopolysaccharide binding.
CCGGGCAGCGCCAGCCACGGGAGCGGCAGCUGGAACAGCUGGAACACAGCUGGAACACAGCUGGAGCACCGCGGGCGUCCGGCGGGAGCCGAGGCAGGAUCGGGUGCCGGACCGAGCUGAGCACUUGCAGCCUUUGGCACCCCAGCCCGGGAUUUGGCAGCAGCUGGAGGAAGCAGAAGUGGAGCAAGGAAACUUUUGGGUGUGAGCUGGCUGGUGAGUCACUAGACAAACCCACCCGGGGUCUCAGAGCGCUGGUGCAGGUGCCGGAGGAGAGAGAGCUGCUGCUCGGGAGGGUGCAGCAGCCCCGCCACGGCACGGACAGUUUUUAAGUUGUUCACCAUGAGAGUGGCUGUGCUGCUGCUCCUGGGGCUGGGGCUGCUGGUGGCAGAAGGCAGAAGAGACAGGUGUUUCUUCAAUCGCACUCAGGAAUACUGUGUGUGCUACAACCUGUCCGAGGAAACCAUGAGCAGCAUCAUCCAGUGCCUCUCAGCAACUGUGGUGGAGUUCCAGGGCGGAGACCUGGAGAAAUACAUAGCCUUCCCCAUCAGGGACCUGGCCCCCUCUGCCAUUGAAACUCUGGGCUCCCUUGUCAUCCAGAAAAUAAUUAUCGGGAAUGUCCUGGUGCCUGAGAUACUCCUCGCCCGUGUGCUGAGGUUCUUCUCCUACACCCAUGUGCAGGAGCUGGCCUUUGAGAGCUGCAUUUUCCAGGGGACAGGCAACUGGAGUGCCAUGGAUGGCCAGACCUUGCCCAUAAUGUCCCUGAGCUUCCACAACGUGACCUCCUCCCCGCUGACGGGCCAUGAACAGGCCUUCUCCAGCCUGGGCAGGUGGCUGGGGACCCUGCAGGAGCUGGCUGUCACUGGCUCCCGUGUCACCAGCCUGCCCUGUGCCAUCGGGAGGGUGUUCGGAGCUCUGCGCUCCCUGAGCCUGGCACAGAACAGCCUCGGGGACAGGAGCCUGGCCCCCGCCUUGUGCCAGGGAGCUUUCCCUCGGCUCCAGAAGCUGAGUCUGCACCACAACAGACUGAGCUCCUACCACAGCGUGUGUGAGGGCGUGGGGCUGCUGCUGGAGCUCCGGUACCUCGAUCUCAGCCACAACCAGCUCAUGGCAAAUUCAUCCUCCUCCUCCUGCCAGUGGCCAGCAUCCCUCCGGCACUUUAACCUGUCCAACACUGGCUUGGAUGAAGUGCUGAUGCCGCUGCCUCCCAACCUCGAGGUGCUUGACAUGAGCCACAACCACCUCCGAGCUCUAGAUCUCCUCCUCAGCUCCCUGAAGAAGCUCUUCCUGAGUCAAAACCUACUGCAGGCCGUCCCCUCCAUCAGGAAUUACCCCAGGCUGGACACCCUCCACCUGGACAACAACUCCAUUUCGGAGCUGCCGCGGGAUGAGGUGACGCUCCUGGGGCGCCUGCAGGACGUGGCUGUGGCUGACAACCCCUUCAGCUGCUCGUGCUCUGGGGCAGGGGGGCUGCAGGCUCUGGCAGCCUCGGGGCACCUGGGGCAGGGCUGGCCUGAGGAGUACAGGUGCCAGUCCCCGGCCCAGUACCAGGGCUGGCCGGUGGCACAGGUGCCGGUGUCGGUGCUGCGCUGUCACCUCGCCGCCAUGGUGGCCCCGCUCUGCGUCAUCCUCGCCCUGCUGGGUGUGGCUGGGGCCGUGUGUCUGCUCAGGACCAGGCCCUGCAGCAGAGCCUGAGGGGCUCCAGGACCCUUCCCUCCGCUGCUUCCCCCAGGAAGGCUCACAGGUCUUGGGGCUCUUGGUGUCCCCAGUCUGGGCUCCCCGAUGGAGCAGGGCUAUCCACAGGGUACUCCACUGUGGCUGCGCCCAGACAAGUUUUGGGGCACCCCUCACUUGGAGCCCAUGCUCUAACCCAGAGCCACACCCUCCUGUAGGGGAUUUCCCUGUGGCCAACUCCAGCUCCCCAACACGCCUGCACUGUCCUUGCCAUGUCACCUGCCCUGGACAAGAGUUCAACUCCAUCACAUUCCCACUGGUAGCAUUCAGAUGCCCCAAGCCUUGCUGGGGUCUGCUGGUCCCUGCCCAGAGCCCCCCCACGCUUUUUAACCCCCCCAGUCCAGCCACCCUUUGAGCCUCCAUGGCCCCUGUGCUGAUCCUCGCUCUCCUCACCUGGGGCUAUGGCUGGGACAGGAUGUCAGGUUUGGCAGGAUGCUGCUUGGCUGCUCUUCAGCCUAAUAGAAAAACUGAAAACCCACAAAAGACAGGAAAAUGAGUGAAUUAAACACCCCUGCACACAAAUGCUAAUGAACUGGAGCAGCUCCUUAUACCUCGACCUGAGGCACUGGUGGAUGAGUCCUAGUGGGACCUUGAGGAGGUUCAACCAGAAACUUUUUAGGUGAUAAGAGGAAAAUGGGUUAAUUCUGGGUUCUGAGUUAUUCAGAUAAUAUCUCAUAGUAAGGAGAAAAUGGAUUAUGGGAUGCUGAGGGAGAGCCUGGGAAUGCAGUGCUGGGAAUAUUCAGAGGAAGGGGGUAGAUGGGGAAGGGACAGGCAAAAAAUGGGGGUGGGGGAUAAUCACAGAAUCACAGGAUGGUUUCAUUUGAAAGGUACCUUAAAGAUCAUCUCAUUCCACACCCUGCCAUA